AUGGAUAUAUUAUCGAAGACUAAGGUGCAUCGUGGCGUCACCAAGAAUAUGAAAGCUGUUAGAUUUGUUGAUCCGACAUGUCGCUUUGAUAGUGGAUCUUCGAUUUCAGACUCCCACGCCUCCAUACCGAUGAAAUCGGAUGAACUACCAGCAGCACAACAUCAUCAGCAAAAGUGCAUAGAAUCUUUCAGAGACCCAGACCUCUACUGCGUUGAAAGAAGGAGCAGCAUUUCUGAGCAAGACAUUCUACAAGAUAUCCCUCGAAGAGAUACUGCAAAGGCUGAUGGAAGUCCAGUAGAAUCAAUAUUGAAGAAGGGAAAAAUUAGCAAAUAUUCUGCAGCUCGGACUCUCUUUGGAAGUGAUAGUUCCUUGGCAUCCAAUCCAUGGAAUAUCUCGCAUGACUCGCAUGACCUGAUUGCACCACUCAUUCCAGAGCGAUAUAUUUCGGAAGAUGUCAGCACUGAUGAUAGUCUGGAGGCGUCCAUAGAUUCGAGCAUUCCAACAGCAAAGCAGAGAAGGGAAUCAAAUCGAGAUGUGUUUCUUCGCCAGUUCCUCAGAAUAGAUGAAGUCGGCGACUAG
Cylindrotheca closterium is the source of this 579-nucleotide messenger RNA. The record is from the annotation of a GenBank genome assembly. Lineage: Eukaryota; Bacillariophyta; Bacillariophyceae; Bacillariales; Bacillariaceae.